AUGGCGCACUCUUUCGAUUCAAAUGGUCACCAUGCUCUGGUAGUACCGGCCCAGAAUGUCAAAACUGUCAAGACGUUUUUGGAGGAGCAUCAGAUCUUGGACAAGAGUAGGAAAAUCAUACCGUACACUCCAGAGAGUAUACAGGAUGACCCUUCGGCGCUCCCCCUAAGAUUUAACUCAGGGAAGCGGUUCAUGAUACCCUUUCUGUCCCGUGCACCCAGCACAACACCCACCAAUGGAUCAGGUGCAACCACCAUCGAAGCGCACUUCGGAGAUCUCACAUCCGCUCUUGAAUCCCGCCUGACUCCGGACGCGCUCUCCAACGUCUCCAUAGUCCACAUCUCAACCCCUGGAUCCGGACAAACACCAACAACCCAACCGAACAACCCUCUCCGCGCCGCCUUCCACUCCGCCCUCUCUACCCUCCCCGCAGAAACCCUCUCCGCGCUCUCCCUCACCACCGCCCAGCUCGUCGCCGACCUCCCAGGCACCUACUCCAUCUACCCGCCUCUCCUCCUCCUCCCCGCGCACACCUUCCACCGCCCCUCCUGGACCGCCUUCCUCUCCGCACACCACCACCGACCCCUCGACACCGACCCGACGACGUUCCAACACCUCCUCGCGCACGUCGCGCAGCACCUCUCCGUCACGCACAUCGCGCUCAACGCGCCCAUCGCCCUGCACAACGCUGCCACCACCGCCUCCGACCAACCAAACGACGACAACAUCCUCCGCUCCCCCACCGCUCUCACGCCCCUUUACGGCUCCUUCGGCCUGCGCUUACCCGCAACCCACGCUCCUGACUCCAGCGACUUCGCCGCCGCCUUUUGGGCUACCGUGCGGCAGAACGGCGUCGCGCAGACGUGGGCGCCGCUGCACACCAUGUUCAGCCGCGGCAACGUCAAGGAGAAGGCGAGGGUGUUGGGGUUGGCGUCGGUGGUGGAGGCGGUGAGGGUGGGGGAGGAAGGCAGUGGGAGUGGUGACGGGAGAGGAAGAAAGGGGCGGCGGCCGGCGGGGUGCACGGCGGUCGAUUUGUACGCGGGCAUCGGAUAUUUUGCUUUUUCGUAUAGGAAGGCGGGGGUGAGGGCGGUGCUGGGGUGGGAGAUUAAUCCGUGGAGUGUGGAGGGGUUGAGGAGGGGGGCGGGGAUGAAUGGGUGGGGAGUGACGGUGGUGGGUGAUGGGGAGGGGGAGGGGGUGGAGGAUGGGCAGGAGGGGUGGGAGAGCGAUUUUGUGGUGUUUCGCGAGUCGAAUGUUUACGCGGCGGAGAGGGUGGAGAGGUUGAGGGAGAGGCUGCCGCCGGUUAGGCAUGUUAAUGGUGGGCUGUUGCCGACGUCCAGGGGCGCUUGGGAGACGGCGGUGAGGGUUUUGGAUCCGGAGGUGGGUGGGUGGGUGCAUUUGCAUGAGAAUUUUGGGGAGAGCGAGAUUGAGGAGAAGGCGGAUGAGGUUGUUGUGGAGGUGCGGAGGAUUUGGGGAGUGGUGAAGGCUGAGAGGUGUGGUGGGGAUGGGGUUGUUUUGGGAGAAGAUUUUGCUGUCGAGGACGUGGUCAAACUGGAGCAUGUGGAAAGGGUGAAGACGUAUGCGCCGGGCGUGUUGCAUUGCGUUCUGGACAUCUGGAUAUCGCCGACGGGCAACAUGGCCAGGACAUGA
This is a messenger RNA of Lasiodiplodia theobromae, 1647 nucleotides long. RefSeq names its product tRNA wybutosine-synthesizing protein 2. The record is from RefSeq and is a predicted model, not a curated record. The transcript has a single exon. NCBI's taxonomy places the organism in Eukaryota, Fungi, Ascomycota, Dothideomycetes, Botryosphaeriales, Botryosphaeriaceae. Gene Ontology annotation, molecular function: tRNA methyltransferase activity; S-adenosylmethionine-dependent methyltransferase activity. The coding region runs from base 1 to 1647 and encodes 548 amino acids. Gene Ontology annotation, cellular component: cytoplasm. Gene Ontology annotation, biological process: wybutosine biosynthetic process; tRNA methylation.